Aspergillus novofumigatus IBT 16806 is the source of this 1970-nucleotide messenger RNA. RefSeq names its product c-14 sterol reductase (gene erg24). Gene Ontology annotation, molecular function: Delta14-sterol reductase activity. The record is from RefSeq and is a predicted model, not a curated record. Gene Ontology annotation, biological process: ergosterol biosynthetic process. NCBI's taxonomy places the organism in Eukaryota, Fungi, Ascomycota, Eurotiomycetes, Eurotiales, Aspergillaceae. Gene Ontology annotation, cellular component: endoplasmic reticulum membrane. The transcript is spliced from 3 exons. Bases 65 to 1555 code for a protein of 496 amino acids.
GCCUCCUCGGUGGGUUUCCUGGUAUACGCGCGGCCUUGCGACAGCUUUUGUCGCUCGACCAAACAUGGCGCCAAGGAAGGAUUUCAAGGCUAAGGCCAUGGCACAGCCAGUUCCCGAAAAACGGGGGUAUGAGUUUGGUGGCCCUCUCGGCGCGUUUGUAUUCAUUUUCGGCCUCUCAACUCUUAUCUACAUCCUCACCUUCCUGUGUAACGAUGUAUCCGGCUGUCCUGCUCCGUCGCUGCUGAAUCCCGCGACGUUGUCCUUAGACAAGUUAAAGGAGGAGGUCGGUUGGCCACAAGGAGGUCUCAAGGCGUUCUUUGACAUUCGGGUGACCCUGUGGGUGCUGAGUUAUUACCUACUCAGUCUGAUUUUGUACGUGUUUCUACCAGGUGAGGUGGUCGAGGGCACGGAAUUGGCCUGCAAGGGAAGGCUUCGCUACAAGUUCAAUGCCUUUCCUUCCGCCAUUUUGAUCCUCAGUGGUCUAGCCCUGGGCACAUACGCGUACGGUUCUGACUUCAUCGUAUGGACCUAUCUCUGGGAUAACUACGUGCAGGUCAUCACAGCAAACUUAAUGAUUUGCACAGCCCUCGCUGUCUUUGUUUAUGUGAAAAGCUUCUCCGUCCCUGCACCUGGUCAACCCAACCCCGAGCUGAGAGAACUGGCACCGGGUGGUCACACUGGAAAUGCCCUGUAUGACUUCUUCAUUGGCCGGGAGCUUAAUUCUCGGGUGCAGUUGCCCAUCCCCUUUGUUGAUGAGGCCUCACGAACAAUCGAUAUCAAUGUAUGGUGCGAAAUGAGGCCGGGUCUGCUUGGGUGGAUUAUUUUGAACUUGUCCAACAUUGCCCGCCAAUACAGGACGUACGGCUACAUUACCAACUCCAUCGUACUCUCUACCCUAUUCCAAACCUUCUAUGUUCUGGAUGGGCUGUAUAUGGAGCCAGCCGUGCUAACCACGAUGGAUGUGAUUAUGGAUGGAUUCGGUUACAUGCUCUCUUUUGGACACCUGGUAUGGGUACCGUUCGUCUACAAUAUCCAAACCAGGUACCUUGCGGUUUUCCCCUUGGAAUUGAGCUUGAAAGGCAUCUUUUCGAUCUUGACUGUUACUGGCGCGGGGUACACGAUUUUCCGUGGUGCUAACAAUCAGAAGAACCGUUUCCGCAGGGAUUCAAACGACCCACGCAUGAAGCAUAUCAAGUGCAUCCAGACGUCUAGUGGCUCUAAACUAAUGAUUUCUGGCUGGUGGGGACUGGCGCGCCAUAUCAAUUAUUUGGGCGAUUGGCUGAUGUCAUGGUCAUAUUCAUUGCCCACCGGGGUUGCUGGCUACACCAUAAUUGAAAGCAUCAAUAGCAGUGGCAACGUGCAGAAGCAGGCCAUACAGACUCCCGAAGUACGCGGGUGGGGAAUGGUUUUCACCUAUUUCUUCUUGCUUUAUUUCGGUGUCCUCCUCAUUCACCGGGAGGGACGUGAUGAAGAAAAGUGCAGGAGGAAAUAUGGCGCUGACUGGCAGCGCUAUACGUCUAUUGUUCGCAGCCGCAUCGUUCCUGGUAUCUACUAGUGUUUUAGGCCAACGAUGCUAUGCUGCAGCUAAUCUGUAUAUAUAUCUUGGUACAGACGAGCUGGAGAACCUAGGGUUGUCUUAGGUUUACUAUAUCAUGAUCAAGUUUGUUAGAGCAAGUCACCUAGGGACAACUGCAUAAGUUACCGGUCUGCAUAGUACGUAUCCCACACUACAUCUCUUCGAUUGCCAGGCCGGCAUUGGGGCAGGUAUGCCAGCUUUACCCUACUUGUGAACACAAAACAUUUGCUCUAGUUUCUCACUUAGGAGAGUUUUCCGCAAAAUCCUGUUGGGAGUUGAAACUCGCCUUUGUCGGUAGUACUGUGCAGGAGAAUGACAGAGUGAUUCAAACGCUCCAGCAAACAAGGUUAGAUCUUAAAUUAAAUAGUAUACAGAAUGGCGAUAUCUACAGAUU